CAGUCCCAUUUCAUUUCACCUCUCUUUCCUAACCCCCAACGCCACGCCACUGUCACUUUCUUUCUCUCACAAAUCACAAUGUGCUCCGAUAACUACAAUCUUUCAAUUCCCCAUUAAUUAAAAUCAAAAUCAAAAUCUAAUCUGGGUUUCUCCCAUCAGAGGACAAAGCUUCCGACUUUGCGGGAUUCGUUCGUAUUUGUUUCAGUGCUGUGAUGGGGAAGGUCGCGGUGGGAGCUGCCGUUGUCUGCGCCGCCGCCGUAUGCGCUGCGGCGGCGCUGGUGGUGCGCCACCGCAUGAUUAGUUCCCGGAAGUGGAGUCGCGCCAUGGCGAUACUGAAGGAGUUUGAGGAGAAGUGUGGCACCCCAAUUGUGAAGCUAAGACAAGUGGCUGAUGCCAUGGAUGUUGAGAUGCACGCGGGUCUCGCAUCUGAAGGUGGUAGCAAGCUCAAUAUGUUGAUUAGUUUUGUCGAUAAUCUCCCAACUGGGGAUGAGGAAGGCCUCUAUUAUGCAUUGGAUCUUGGCGGCACAAACUUCCGUGUCCUUCGUGUACAUUUAGGGGGGAAAGACAAAGGUGUUAUCGGCCAGGAGUUUGAAGAAGUUUCAAUUCCUCCAAAUUUGAUGACUGGCUCUUCAGAUGCAUUGUUCGAUUUUAUAGCAGCAGCUCUUGCAAAGUUUGUUGGUUCAGAACCUGAAGGUUUUCAUCCUCCCCCUGGAAGACAAAGAGAACUGGGUUUUACAUUCUCAUUCCCAGUGAGGCAAACAUCGAUUGCAUCUGGGACUCUAAUAAAGUGGACUAAAGGUUUCAAUAUUGAAGAUGCGGUUGGUGAAGAUGUGGUGGGAGAACUAACCAAGUCCAUGGAAAAAAUUGGCCUGGAUAUGCGCGUUGCUGCUCUAGUUAAUGAUACCAUUGGAACAUUAGCUGGAGGCAGAUUCUACAAUCAGGAUGUCAUUGCUGCUGUGAUUCUUGGUACUGGGACAAAUGCAGCAUAUGUAGAACGAGCACAUGCUAUUCCAAAAUGGCAUGGGCUUAUACCAAAAUCAGGAGAUAUGGUUAUAAACAUGGAGUGGGGUAAUUUCCGAUCAUCACAUCUUCCUCUAACAGAAUAUGAUCUAGCUCUGGAUGCUCAGAGCUUAAACCCUGGAGAACAGAUUUUUGAGAAAUUGAUUUCUGGCAUGUAUUUGGGGGAAGUUGUAAGGAGAGCUUUAUUGAAGAUGGCCGAAGAAGCUGACUUUUUUGGCGAUACUGUUCCCCCCAAAUUGAAAGUUCCUUUCAUACUUAGGACGCCUGACAUGUCAGCCAUGCACCAUGACACAAGUUCUGAUCUGAAAGUGGUUGGAAACAAGUUAAAGGAUAUAUUAGAGAUCUCAAACACAUCCCUUAAAAUGAGGAAGAUCGUUGUUGAACUGUGUGACAUUGUUGCUACUCGCGGAGCUCGGCUUGCUGCUGCUGGUAUUUUGGGCAUCCUUAAGAAAAUAGGAAGAGACACAGUUAAGGUUGGGGAGAAGCAAAAGUCAGUGAUAGCGUUGGAUGGGGGGUUGUUUGAACACUACACCAAAUUUAGAGAAUGCUUGGAGAGUGCACUGAAGGAAUUGCUGGGAGAUGAGGCUGCUGAGACCAUUGUCAUUGAGCAUGCUAAUGAUGGCUCUGGCAUUGGUGCAGCCCUCCUGGCAGCUUCUCACUCCCAAUAUUUGGGAGUGGAGGAGUCUUAAAUUUUAUUGCCAAACAAGGGAAAGACGUGUAAUACUAGUUUCAUUUUUUGCAUAGGUGGUAGAUCAACACAUUGAAGCAAUGGUGCCUUGCAGCUGGUGACUGGGGGGGCAUUCAUUAUUUUGGUUUCAGUGUUUGUUUCUCCUUCGUUAAGGAAUAAUAUCAAAGAUAUAAACUUCAUCUUGAGUGACUAGACACCUUUUGCGGAAUGUAGCCAACGAGAAUAAAGCAGGACUUAAUGUAUUGACAAGCCUAAAUUUGUUUUUAUUUCAAAGCUUUUCUGAGUUAUCAAUGAAGACUAAAGCAUUGUUUCUGUUAUUGUUGUUGUUGCAGUCAUUUGCAUGACUUAGAAACCCUCCAUUUUGAUUACCCUGUCUGAAACAUAAUGAAACUUGAUUAUUAUAUGGGUGAUUGAAUGGAUGUUUUCUUAUUCUUUUC
Molecule: messenger RNA, 2145 nt
Organism: Glycine soja
Lineage: Eukaryota; Viridiplantae; Streptophyta; Magnoliopsida; Fabales; Fabaceae
Product: hexokinase-1-like
Exons: 9
Coding region: 213-1709 (498 amino acids)
Biological process (GO): intracellular glucose homeostasis; glycolytic process; glucose 6-phosphate metabolic process
Cellular component (GO): cytosol; mitochondrion
Molecular function (GO): ATP binding; glucokinase activity; fructokinase activity
Source: RefSeq, a predicted model, not a curated record